UCACAGCUACUUGGUUCACUGAGUUCCUGCACCAGUUUUUGUUUUCGUGUCUGCAGUUCGUCCAUGUCAUGUCGAAGCAGACAGCCCGGAGCUAUUAUUCUUACUAGUCUUCGCGAAGGGCUAGGAAACGCCUGUGGUUUUUUUUUCAGUCGUCAGCAAAAAGGAACCUUCAAAACAAAACAUUCCUUCCUCUCCGACCACAGCUCGUUAAUCAUAAAACUCGACCCGAUGACUGUCGGACUAUUGUGUGGUAGACGCCCCCGCUGCCCUCGGUAGUCUCUCCGCACCGAUUAUGAGGACUGGCUUCCCGGUACAGAUCAAUUGAAUGUAUUACACCCAUGUGACCAAUUCACCUACUGACUUUGGAAUGGGGGAGGAAACCAAAGCUCUCGGGAGCAAUGCACACUGGACGAAUGUACAGUCUCCUUACAGACAGUGGUGGAGUCAAAUCUGUGUUACUGAUUGAUGAUGGAAAACGUGACAUGCACAUACUAGCAAAGGUGAAAAUGUUCAUCAAGAAACAAAAUGAAUGCUUGCUUAAGGUUCGGAGCCUCCUGCACAGGAAGACUGGAAGAUCAAUACUAGAUGUACUCAUCAGGAUUCUUAUAAUUCUCUGCACAGCAACAGUAGUGGUUCUAUCCUCCAUUUCUGUGUGCUACGGUCACUGGCUAUUUGCAGACGGGAAGAUAUUUGGACUCUGGCAUUUUUGCACUUUAGAAUUUGACCAGAAGGCUCAGUGUACAGCUGAUAUCAGUGUUGCUAAGGUAGACGGUUUAUACACUGGCCUAGUUUUCAUACGGAUUACUGUCACUCUUGCCGUGGUGGUGGCAAUGUUUGGUUUGGAGAUGCUACUCACUUCUCAGCUUUGCCAAGAUGACUACACCAGACGCAAGUGGACCUUUGGCUCGGGACUGACUCUACUAUCGUUUUGCAUGAUGUCUGUUGGCAUGUUGACCUUUGCCGUUCUGUUAUUGAACUAUAUUACAUUCACUGGUUUAAGUUUAGCAUUCUGGUGUGAAUUCAUUGCCACUUGCCUUUCGCUCCUCAGCAGUAUUAGUGGUCUUCAAAUUUACACGAUCCCCUCAGCUAAAGAUAAUUCAGUAGAUGUGUAAUUGUUCUAAUUUCCCUACUUCUGUAAAAAUAAGCUUCCUUGUCUGUAUAUUUGAAAUGUGAAUAAAAGUGCAAGCUGUUAUAGUAUCUCUUGUGAUAUUGUUAACCUAUCAUUUUGCUUUAUUUAAAAACCUACUCCAGUUUGUAUUGUAAUCUGGGCUUUUGUGUUUCUCCCUUUCUACAAGAAGUCAAUAAAUUUGAUACAGAUAUUCUUCAUCUUCUCGAGAGCAUCACCACUACUGGGACAUAGGCCACUGGAGUCCUCUGUUCUGGGUCAAUUUUUCAAGCUUAUGCAAGUGUAGCCCUUCAUGGUGAAUCCUUCCUCUCCCAUCAACAAGGUCUGCGGAGCUACUGUUCACAUUUCCGUCGCUGUGGGUUGUUACAGGACAGAGUUGCUAGCCCCAUGCCCAGCCCUCCUCCCUUGUCAGCUGGGCUUGGGACCAUCCAUGGCAGAGAUGAUUCCGAUAUUCAGACCCAAAAAAUUUUCCAGGUGAGAUGUGGGGAAGUGUGUGGAUUUGUCAAAAACUUUCCUGAAACAUUGCAAUUUUUGUUCUUUUAGAAGAACCCAUUGGGUUGACAGUACUGCAGUAGAGCCAGGCAAGUGAGGAGAAAACAUGAAGUUGGCAUUGAAGUAAUACUUGAAAAUUCCAGGCAUUUCCUUACCUAAAGAAAGUAUCCUGGAUAUUUUUUGAGAUUUUUGUCUUCAAAACAAUACAACUACAUAGUGCAUUUCAAGACAAGUGUCCUUAAUGAAUUAAUAAUAGCACCAUGGUUUACUACAUUGUGCUUUUUUACCUUCAUGGGAUUUGGAUGUGAAACGAAGACAGACUUUCUGGAUGAAAGAUUCCUGUUCUUUGACUGCAGGAGCUCUUGAGUAAAAUUAAUGUGGAAAGCCUUAAACCAAACCUUUUGGGGGUUGGUUUACAACAUAAAAUGUUCCCAAGUUGACACUAAACUAACUGAAUCACUGGGAAAUUCUGGAAAUGACUGAUGGCUGGGGGAAUUAGGAAAAUGGAUACUGAUGCAGUACAGGUGCUGCUCUGAAGUUGUGUUGAGGCACGUCGUUGGGGUAGAACAGAUUUUUUUUGCAGUAAGUUUCACUAAACAAUACCUGUCAUCUAGAAGUUUUAAUUCUGACACUGAACAGAGACACUUUAUCAUCCUGUGCUGUCAAUGCAGUAUUUACUAAGGAGGCACUGAAAAUUACCCCAUAUGAUAACAAUAUUGCAGUCAACAGCUUGAGCCUUGCUAUUCUGAUGUGCUACGUAAUGUCCUGCCAGCUCACUGCACUGCUAAAGUGCUAUAAUAAGUGAAGUGAUGUGGCGUUAAAUAACUACUAAAGACAUGGGAGCAGAAUUAAGCCAUUUGGCCCAUUGAGUUUUCUCCAACGUUUCAUCGUGGCUGAUCCAUUUCCCUCUCAACCCCAAUCUCCUGCCUUCUUCCCACAACCUUUCAUGCCCUGGCUAAUCAAGAAUGUAUCAACCUCCAUCUUAAAUGCACCCAGUGACCUGGCCUCCACAGAUUCCACACCUUCUGACUAAGGAUGCUCCUCCUCAUCUCCAUUCCACAUGGACAUCCCUCUAUUUUAAGGCGAUGUUCUCUGGGCCUAGACUCUCCCACCAAAGGAAACAUCCUUUAAGAAAGAAUAACAUGAAACUCUUUCAUGACUAAAUCUGAAACAUUGGGUUUAAUAUGAGUAGUUAAAUAGUGUAGUUUGAAACCUAUGCAAGAACAAAUUUAAUAAGAUCUCUGACAACUAUAGACAACUUGUCAUUAUACAGUAAAGGUAUUUUGUGUUAUUCACAUUCUCAUAGAUGCUCUUGAUUUGAUCACAAACAUUUCACAAUUAAUGAUACAUCAUAUAAAGGAACCUUUAAGCAUGAAAUAAUUAUAAUGAAAAAGGACACAAAUUACAGCUUAGCUUAUGCAGUAACGAAAGGCUACAACAAAUCAGCCCAAUAUCAUCAAAUUCAGUUUUACACAAUGAUUAUUAAAUGCAAUAGAUCACAUUUAAAUCUUUUACAAUAAUGCUGCACUCAACAAAUAAAUACUUCUGAUUCAAAUACAUUCACAGAAUAUAUUGAGAUUUUUUAAAAAUGGGGAAUUAAGCAAGUAUAAUAUCAUCACAAACCAAAUAUUUAAAUGUUAUGCAUUUUAUAAACUUCUUGUUUGAAUGGCCUGAAUGUUAUUACUUUAGCAAAAGGGAGAAGUGGCUUUUAAUAAUACCUGUAUGUCAUACAAACUUGUUUUAUUAAAUAUACUGAAUAAGAGCAAACCAGUUUUUUAAAAAAAACCUUCUUUCUAUCAUUAAUUAAAAACAAAGAAAUUGUAAUACAAGUUGUUAUUUGCACAUCCCCAUCUAGCUAGGAUGAAUUAUAAUCCACACUGAAUUAAAAUGCUUUUAUUAAUAUUACUUCUUUGUAUUUGUACCAUUUUUAAAUGAUUUGUAAAUCUGCAUUGUUGUGAAACCACUUUUUUGUGCCUUCUCCGAAUUGUAUGUUCAUUGUAAAAUAAAUUUCUGUGAAAUCAGCUUUAGAAUGAUGCUGUUAAAAGUAGGCAUGUAGUUUGCUGCCUUUUCAAAUUUGGUUCAGAUUUAAAAAGAUAAAACCUUAACAACAGAACAUUGAUUUCAAUGGCUAUUCAAUAUUGUUCAUCCUGCACUUUAUGCAAGCAUUUGUCAGCAAUGAAAGAGGCUCUCCAUAAUGUUCAAUUCUGUUUAUUGAAGUUCAUAUUAAAAUGCCUUUUGUAUAUCACAUCGGGAUGGUUGUGCAACAACUUCUCAGACUAAUAGAUUUUAGACUAUAGAUAUAAUCUUAAGAGUUUAUUUCAAACUAUAACCUGUUAGCAGAUACUUUAUUGAAUAAUUUGCUGAAACAGGGUAUUUAGACAUUACGUUAUGUCAGGGUAGCCUCUAACCUGACGGCAUGAACAUCAAUUUCCCCAGCUUCCUGCAAUUUUCCCGCUUUCCCCCUAUCCUUUUCUUUAAUUCCUCUUUGGGCCCCUUAUUACCACUUCUCUUCUCCUUACCUUCCUAUCACCUCCCCCAGUGACCUUUCUCCCAUGGUCCACUCUCCUCUCCUAACAGAUUCCUUUUCCAGCCCUCUACCUUUGCCACCUAUCACCUCCUAGAUCCUUGCUUCAUUCUCCCCACCCCCUCACCAACCGGGCUUCACCUAGCACUUUCUAAGCUUCUACUCUUUCCCCAGCUGCACCCCCCCGCCAUUUUCUUGUUCAGGCUUUUUGCCCCUUCCUUUCCAAUCCAGAUGAAGGGUCUUAGCCCCAAACGUCAACUGAUUAUUCAUUUCCACAGAUGCUGCCUACUGAGCUUCUCCAGUAUUUUAUGUGUAUUGCUCUGGAUUUCCAGCAUCUCUGGAAUCACUUGUAUUUAGACAUUUGCAUUAUGUAGACAAACUGCUGUGCAUUUUGGUUGCAAAUAUUUUUUUCAGCAGCAAGGGAAAUGGGGGUAUCUGAGACCUAAAUGGUCAGGAGAAUAACUCUAAAAAUACCAAAUAGACAAAAUGUGAAAUAUAGUGUGCAAGGACUGAAAGAAAUUAAAAUGUGUGAAUUCAGUAUAAAACUAAGAGAUAUGUAUGGGGUUGGGGGAAAACAGUAGAUUUUGAAUCUGAAGAACAAAGGAAUGAAAUCAUUAAAAUAAUGAAUAUUCUCAAAAUUUCCCUCAAUAACCCAUAACCAAAGAAAUGAAACUGCAGCUUAUGUAAUAGUUUUCAGCCCUUGUGAGAUUGUUUAAUAGUAAUUAAUAUGUAUUCUGUUUUUAACAAGAUACGACAGAUACAGAGUUCAAAGAGGUUCACAAGAAUGAUUCAUAGAACUAAAAGGUUACUAUAUGACGAGAGUUUGUGUUGGACCUGUAGUCACUGGAAUUUAGAAGAAUGUCGGGGGGGAGGUGGUGAGAUCUCAUUGAAACCUAUCAAAUGUUGAAAGGCAUCGUAGAGUGGAGGUGAGGAAGAUGAGAGAAUGUUUCCAUUGCUGGGGGAGUCUAGGACCAGAGGGCACAGAAUCCAAAUAGAGCGACGUCCAUUUAGAACAGAUGAGGAGGAAUUUCCUUAGCCAAAGGGUAGUGAAUCUGUGGAAUUAAUUGCCACAGGCGCCCAUAGAGGCCAAGUCACUGGGCGCAUUUAAGGUGGAAGUUGAUAGGUUCUUGAUUAGUCAGGGUGUGAAAGGUUAUGGGGAUAAGGCAGGAGAAUGGAUCCGAGAGGGGAAAAGAUCAGCCAUGAUGAAAUGGCAGAGCAGAAUUAAUGGGCUGAUUGGCCUAAUUCUGCUCCUAUAUCUUAUGGUCUUAUACUAAAUUAAAAAAAGGCAUCCGUUAGUCUUGUGAGACCAUGGAUCUGCGCCUGGAAAGUCUUCACUCUCCAGGGCGCAGGCCUGGGCAAGGUUGUUUGGAAGACCAGCAGUUGCCCAUGCUGCAAGUCUCCCCUCUCCACGAAGGGCAUUAGGACCCAUACAGCUUGGCACCAGUGUCAUCACAGAGCAAUGUGUGAUUAAGUGCCUUGCUCAAAGACACAACACAUUGCCUCGAACUCACGACCUUCAGGUCGCCAGUCCAAUGCCUUAACCACUUGGCUACGUGCUCAUACUAAAUGUGAAAUGGAUUAAGCUUUGUGCAACGUGUUUAGUUCAUUUGCCACAGAAGUAUACCAACAUCACUGGUGAGAACGAUGAAAAGAUCCCAAUUUUUCAAAGGUAAAGUGGAGUGUCAUAUUCAGAAACAACUAACUUGAACUUGCUGAAUAGAAAGUGUUAUGAGCUUUCCUGCUAAUACUGAGAUCUGUUCAUUUAAAUUUGAAGCAGCAUUAGUUGCUUAGCCCAAAUAGAAUUCCUUUUGAUUUUUGUAUUUUUUUCGAGCAUUUAAUAAUCACAAUUGUAGGUGAAAAAUAAAUUGACUGUUUAUAAGUUUAAUUUUAAGGUAAUAAACUAGGGUCUUAUGGGCAUUAAUGGCAACAAAGGACAAGUCACUAAAGUGAAUAAGCCUUGUUGUGAAGGCCACACAGCACUUUGGGGAUACUUGCUGGGGAUACAAAUCUACAUCUCUUAUUGCUAUACUGUUUGACAAUCUGUACCAGCUUUCUUCACAAAGACCAAUAACAAAAAAAACUAUUUUUGAUGGUCUACGUUUCAAAGGGGUGACAGGGUGGAGAUGUGUCUCUAUCAAAUGAGUUAUAAAGUGCUCCUUCCCUCCGCUAGCCUGCAGGUCAACCCUGGGCAAGGUGUGGCACCUGCUUAGCCCCCGAUCAGGGUCAUGUGAAGCCAUGGCAGCAGGUGGUGGAUGGUCAUACAAGCAGCUGGUAUAUAUCACAAGACCUAGUUAUGUGGCCACUGACAUCAGGCUGACAAUCUCUGAAGAGCAUUGAUAAUGUUUGGGGUCGCCUGUCGGGUAAAGACACUGCCCAGAAGAAGGCGAUGGCAAAUAACUUCUGUUGAAAAAAUUUGGUAAGAACAAUCAUGGCCAUGUGAAGACCAUGAUCACCCAUGUCAUACGACACAGCACAUAAUGACGGAACAUUUCAAAAUCAAAUCCUGAAGUUUUAAAACUGUAAUGUAAUUCUGUUAAUCAUUCAAAAUACCCUUUUCUAGUUUGGUAAUUGUUACUUGAAUAUUUGUGUAGGAUAGUUUUAAAUUUAGUCAUAUUAAUAUUAAUUUUUUCUCUAUUUUCUCCCUUCAUUUGCUGGUUCUUUGUGAAAAUAUGAUGACAGUUAAUACAGCUCCUUCCAGUAGCUUUAUUCAUGGCAGAAUUGUAACAAUGAGCACUGGAAUGAUAAUUGUUAGUGGUGAAAUCAUAACUAAAUCCUAUCAUGUUCUCAACAUUUCCUCCUGCAAGCUCACAGUGGAGCUGCUGCUCUAUAAUUUUUACUGUAACACUGGCUGAUAUUUUUCUCUCGCCAUUUCCACUCAAUGUGUUGAAGCCACUUUGCUGAUAUAAACUAACUUUCCAUGAGUAAUUGAGCUAAUAGGGAAGCUUCCAAAUUGUGUUUUUUUUUGUGCAGAAUUAAUCUUUCAGUUAGCAAUGAAAUCCACGAAGAACAAUGAAAUCAUUUUAUAUUAUUUUGCUGAAACAUUUUGCUCAAUGCAGAUGAGGAAUUUCUUCAGCCAGCGAAUGGUGAAUUUCUUCUCAGACUGGAGGCCUGUGACUAGUGGUGUGCCUCAAGGACCUGUGCUAGGACCAUUGUUGUUUGUUGUCUAUAUCAAUGAUCUAGAUAAUAAUGUGGUAAAUUAGAUCAGCAAGUUUGCUGAUUACACUAAGAUUGGAGGCGUUGUGGAUAGCGAGGAAGGCUUUCAAAGCUUGCAGAGUGAUCUGGACCAACUGGAAAAAUGGGCCAGAAAGUGGCAGAUGGAAUUUAAUGCAGACAAGUGUGAGGUGUUGCAUUUUGGAAGGACAAAUCAAGGUAGGACAUACACAGUAAAUGGUAGGGCACUGAGGAGUGCGGAGGAACAAAGGGAUAAGACCAUAAGACAAAGGAGCAGAAGUCGGCCAUUCAGCCCAUCGAGUCUGCUCCGCCAUUUUAUCAUGAGCUGAUCCAUUCUCCUAUUUAGUCCCACUCCCC
This is a messenger RNA of Mobula hypostoma (lesser devil ray), 7670 nucleotides long. It is a transcript of the gene tmem37, whose product is annotated as transmembrane protein 37. Gene Ontology annotation, molecular function: calcium channel activity; voltage-gated monoatomic ion channel activity. The record is from RefSeq and is a predicted model, not a curated record. NCBI's taxonomy places the organism in Eukaryota, Metazoa, Chordata, Chondrichthyes, Myliobatiformes, Myliobatidae. Gene Ontology annotation, cellular component: membrane. The transcript is spliced from 4 exons. The coding region runs from base 399 to 1112 and encodes 237 amino acids.